AUGCCAACUUUCCAAAACUUGUGUUUGGGGAAGGAGGGUCAAGCCACACGUCCCUGGAUAAUGGCUCGCUGGGCCCCGUAUCAGAAGUCUCAACCACCAAAAAGGGCUUGGUCGCCGGAGGCACGAAUCAAAAACACAAUGACUUCUCCGCAGAAGUCUCCUGAGAGCGGUUUUGCUCUCCAGAAAUACCUCCUGCUCCACUCCCAGCACGACGCUCUUCAGAAACGUCUCGACCAGAUCACGACUUCGUUUCCGACGACAUCAUCUACAUCUCGAUCUCCCAACCACAGAUACGCCUCGCUCUCAUCUUCACCUAGCUCCGACGAUGGCAUGUAUCUCCCCUCACCACCUCGGAAGGCCCGCAACCAUCAUCGUGCCGGUAGCAUCCCGCAGUCCAGACCUCGACCUGCUCUCAAGACAAGGAGGUCUUCUCUCCCGACCGUGAUCGAUGAGAGUGUGCUUGGGGAGAUCGAGCAAGAUGAGAUGAAAUUGAAGGACGUCAAUCAACAAAUCAAAAGCACACUCACAGAGCUGCUCAACUGUGAGAGCGUCCGGGGUGAUAGGAGAUACAGAAUGUGGAUACAGACUCGAUUGAUGGAUACCGAGAAGGAACUAAAGAAGGAUAGGAGCAAGAGUUAUGAUCGAAGGGGAAGUGAGGAUGCUUCGGGGAUGAUGUUUAAAUAGAAGUAUGGACACGUUCGGUAUUCUCGGCGUCGGCUUGAUGAUUUCCGCUUGGAGACCCUGGCUUAGAUUUUGUAACAUGAUACCCAAGGCUGUCACUAAGCAGCUAGUUUUUGAAUUCAUAAUGAUUAUGACUGGAUAUUUGUACGUCCGUAAGACAAAUCUUCAUUCCAUCGUGAAACUUGGGUCAUUUGGCGCUUGCAAAC
Hyaloscypha bicolor E is the source of this 887-nucleotide messenger RNA. RefSeq lists its product as uncharacterized. The transcript is spliced from 3 exons. The coding region runs from base 1 to 684 and encodes 227 amino acids. Lineage: Eukaryota; Fungi; Ascomycota; Leotiomycetes; Helotiales; Hyaloscyphaceae. The record is from RefSeq and is a predicted model, not a curated record.